AACGCUUUCAAAUCUCAACGUCAAUAUCAAAGCGCCAGCUCUACAAAAAAAUCUCUUUCUUUCACAUUUUUCUCUUUCUUUAUAAUUUUCAUGGCUGGCAUGUUACAAUAUUAUGGAAAUCAGAAAAUGGAUUUUGGUUUGAAUGCUCCUUAUUAAUAUUUGGUGAAAUGGGGUUCGUUGAAUUAUGUGAAUGAUCAAAGAAAAUGGGAUUUCUUGGAAGUUUAUUAGGAAUUUUUGGUUUUGGAGUUGGAAUUUCUAUAGGUUUGGUUGCAGGUUAUUUCUUGUUCAUAUACUUCGAGCCCAGAGAUGUUAAGGAUUAUCCAGAAGGUACACCACUUGAUGAAAUCGAGCCAGACUCGUUAAUUGAUCUUCUACCUGAACUCCCAUUAUGGGUGAUGAAUCCAGACUACGAGCGGGUUGACUGGUUCAAUGAGUUUAUAGCCAAUAUGUGGCCUUAUCUUGACAAGGCAAUUUGUGGAAUUAUUAAAAGCACAUGCGAACCUAUUUUUGCAGAGUAUAUUGGCAAAUAUCAGAUUAAAUCUAUUGAGUUUGAGCAACUCACUCUUGGAACAAUUCCUCCUAGAUUGCAUGGUAUUAAAAUAUAUGAUUCCAAUGAAAAGGAGCUAGUAUUUGAGUUUGCAGUCAGAUGGGCUGGAAAUCCAAAUAUAGUUGUGGCAUUGAAGUUAUUAUCUCUACAAAUCUCGGUACAGUUGGUCGAUUUCCAAAUGGCUGCUACAGCAAGGGCAGCACUGAAGCCUUUUGUCCCAACCUUCCCGUGCUUUUCAAGCAUAAUAGUAUCAUUGAUGAAGAAGCCAGAGGUAGACUUUGGGCUAAAAGUAAUUGGAGGAGAUUUAAUGGCAAUCCCUGGUUUACACCAUUUUGUUCAGGAAACUAUAAGCAAGCAAGUCGCCAGGCUUUACCUCUGGCCACAAACACUUGACAUACCAAUUCUUGACAGUUCAAUAGGAGCUGUGAAGAAGCCUGUUGGAAUACUACAUGUGAAGGUUCUGAGAGCACAGAAACUUUUGAACAUGGACUUUUUGAGUAAAUCAGAUCCUUAUGUUAAACUCAGUUUAGGUGGGGACAGGCUUCCAGCCAAGAAGACUACUGUAAAGAUGAACACUCUAAAUCCUGUGUGGGACGAGGAUUUCAAAUUGACCGUAAAGGAUCCCGAGGCUCAAGUUCUGCAGCUGCAUCUAUAUGACUGGGAAAAGAUCGGGGCACAUGACAAGUUGGGAAUGCAAGUAGUGCCACUGAAAAUGCUCAACCCAUAUGAGAAGAAAGAACUAAUUCUUGAUUUGGUCCAUAGCACAAAACCAAAUGACCCUCAGAACAAGAAGCCACGAGGCCAAAUUAUGUUGGAGAUGUCCUUCAUUCCUUUCCAAGAAGAUAGUGUAAAGUUUAGCGGACCUCUGAGUUUUCACCAAAGAAAGGAGAGUAUUUCAAGCCUUUCGGAUGACAUUUCCUUGCGUGGAGCAGGUUUGCUUUUGGUUACUGUUAUCGCUGCAGAAGAUGUUGAAGGGAAGCACCAUACCAAUCCUUAUGCAGUGGUUGUUCUUAGAGGAGAAAAAAAGAAAAUUGUAGGCAAUGAACAAAACCUGGAAUCCGAAAUGGGAAGAAGAAUUCCAGUUUAUGUUGGAAGAGGCUCCAUUAAAGGACCUAAUCCAUAUUGAAGUCAAGAGCAAGAAGAGAAGAUUUGGUUUUCGGUCUAAGGAGUUGCUUGGCUAUGUAGAUAUCCAACUGAUGGAUGUGAUCUACAAUGGACGUAUUAACGAGAAGUACCAUCUCAUCAAUUCUAAAGAUGGGAUUUUACAUGUUGACAUCAAAUGGAAUGUGAUCUAACAACUGCAGCCUCCUCUGGAUUGUGAAUCAUCCAUUUAGAUGUUAAUCGCAUUGAGCUUAAAUGUAGAAGUGGGGAUUCAUGUAGCUGACCCCAUCUUGUUUGGGACCGAGGUGUAGUUGUUGUUGUAUUAAUCGUAUUGAUUGUAUCUUUGGACAGUCUGAGCAGAAUGUCCAGUUUUUAUCUAAAAGCCAUGAAAAGAAAUGCAUACAAACAUAACAUGCACACAGAGGCAUGUUUAUUACUUUGUACUUUUUGUCUUCUCUUAUCCGGUAUACUUGCUUAUGUAUAUCAUAUCAAAUUUAUCAACUACGCCUCAAAUUCAAUUAAUUGAGGUUGAUUAUGUGAA
Molecule: messenger RNA, 2189 nt
Organism: Lycium ferocissimum
Lineage: Eukaryota; Viridiplantae; Streptophyta; Magnoliopsida; Solanales; Solanaceae
Product: synaptotagmin-3-like
Exons: 12
Coding region: 204-1673 (489 amino acids)
Cellular component (GO): endoplasmic reticulum
Molecular function (GO): lipid binding
Source: RefSeq, a predicted model, not a curated record